AGAGGGAUCUUAAGUGAAAUUAAAUGAAAGUGCAGAUAUAUAUAUUACCGAUCUACUGUACUAUGUACUAACACUAUAACAAUACUUAUGCCUAAGUCGAAAAGCAGAAUUAAUGAGUAAUCUGAUAGUUGUAAAUAAGUUACACACAACACACACACACACACACCAUAUAUAUAUAUAUAUGCCGAUAUCUAUCAGGACACACAAUAAUUAAAACGUAAUUCAAGCAAUCGGAGUCGAAAGGACAUGAACCCCAAGGACGAAGGGAGACAAAAAAUGAGUAAAAAAAAAUAGUAAACGCAAAAAAAAAAAUUAAUAAAUAAAAAACAUGUUACAAACAAGUGAAAUCUAACAAAUAAAAAGAGGAAACGAAAGAAAAGAAAGUUACGCCCGUUUCUUGGCCUUGUUUUGUCAAUAGUUGGUGCCGCCCCCCCAGAAAAACCCCAGUAAAUCCAUCGAGCUGCGGUUACUUUGCUCCUUACCUAGUCCAACUGACAAUGCCUGCGGAUUGUCAACGCCUUGGAAACUGGUGGAAAGUGGCGCGAUUGUUGAUUCCUUCUUCGCCUUUUUUUUUCGUAUCCUUUGUUUUGGCCCAAGGGCCGAGGGACACGGUUUAACGCUCCUGCGUGGAGUUAAUCGGGCAAUCAAAACAACAACAGGAGGAGUCAGGAGUCAGAGGCCAACAUGGGCAAGGCGGGCGCCGGCAAGGGUCGUUCGCCAACACCGACACCCAGUCGUCAGGAUGGUGGGGCAACCACUGGCGGUGGUGGUGGUGCAGCGGCACCCACAGCAACUGGAGGCACCACUGGCGCCGGCAGAUCCACACUACAUGCCAACAAAACGAUACUGAAAACGGUAUCCGUGUUCCUUGCCAGCGGCAAGCGCAACUCGAGUAACCAACAGUCGAAGGCCGCCGCGGCUGCCUUGCAGAACAAACGGCAACAGCGGCAACGGAGGAUGGAUGAGCUGAGCGGCAAAGUGAAUCCCAAGCUGCUGGACAGCCUGCGAAAGAAAACCCGUUUCACCAAGGACGAGCUGGAUGCCUUGUGCCGCAUCUAUCGCAAGCUGGUGUCCAAUUGUCAAUAUGCCGCAAAGACUCUGGCCUCUAGCUCCUCAAGUGCAGCGAUUGCCAAGCCACAUGCCGCUGUGGAGGGCAUCGAUCGCAUUGUGUUCCGUGAGCUAUUGCACAGCACCUUUGACAUCGUUACCGAGGAAAUCCUGAUGGAGCGCAUCUUUUGCAGCUGGGACAAGGCCCACGAGGGUUUGCCCCUUCGUCUCGAGGGUUGGCUCAUUGGGCUUUCCACAUUUCUGAGAGGCACUCCUGCGGAAAGGGCUGCCUUUUGCUUUCGGGUCUACGACCUUAACACGGAUGGUUUUAUUACCAAGGACGAGAUGUUCACGCUGUUGAGGAACUGCCUGAUAAAACAGCCACAGGACGAAGAUCCGGACGAGGGUGUCAAGGAUCUGGUGGAGAUUGUGCUCAAGAAGUUCGACCUGGAUAAGGAUGGCAAGGUAUCCCUGGAGGACUUCAUGGGCACCGUCACAGCCGAACCGUUGUUAAUCGAGGCCUUUGGUCAGUGUCUUCCCACGGACAGCGCCGUGGUUUCGUUCUUCUCAACGCUGCAGGUGUGAUCUGCAUCUGGUUCUAUAG
Messenger RNA from Drosophila subpulchrella, 1651 nucleotides. RefSeq names its product EF-hand calcium-binding domain-containing protein 1. The transcript has 5 exons. NCBI's taxonomy places the organism in Eukaryota, Metazoa, Arthropoda, Insecta, Diptera, Drosophilidae. The record is from RefSeq and is a predicted model, not a curated record. The coding region runs from base 685 to 1632 and encodes 315 amino acids. Gene Ontology annotation, molecular function: calcium ion binding.